Messenger RNA from Scomber japonicus (chub mackerel), 6485 nucleotides. It is a transcript of the gene nup214, whose product is annotated as nucleoporin 214. The transcript is spliced from 36 exons. Gene Ontology annotation, molecular function: protein binding; structural constituent of nuclear pore. NCBI's taxonomy places the organism in Eukaryota, Metazoa, Chordata, Actinopteri, Scombriformes, Scombridae. Gene Ontology annotation, cellular component: nuclear pore. The coding region runs from base 110 to 6115 and encodes 2001 amino acids. The record is from RefSeq and is a predicted model, not a curated record. Gene Ontology annotation, biological process: protein import into nucleus; RNA export from nucleus.
CUGGCAGACUAAAUGUGGCACACCAGAAGUUUCGUUCAUAUAGAGACAAAGUUGGAAGACUUUAAACAGCGGCUCUGCUCGAAUAAAACACCAGCUUCUGUCCUUCAAAAUGAGUGACGACACGGACUCCCCUCCUGAGAGGGAAAUGAAGGAUUUUCAGUUUCGUCAGAUGAAGAAAACAAGAGUUUUUGAGCCUGCCGGAGAUUUGCCGAAGGAGAGAUCUAGUCUGCUUGCCCUCUCAAACAAAUUUGGUCUAACUUUUGUUGGGCUGGACAAAACAUUUAAAGUUUAUCUAACAAAAGACAUUCUUGCUGCUGAUAAAGUUGAUGGUAACUCCAACGUAAUAGUUAAUGGAAUAGCAGCAUUGGCAGAGGUGACUGUGGAGCUGGCUCUGCACCACUUGGCUCUCAGUUGUGAUGAACUCACCCUGUCAGUUUGCGGCACGUCUGAUGUGGCCGGUUUGUCCCUAUCAUUCUACGAUGUCCGAACCUUCGUGAACAAGGCGAAACCACAGAAGUUUCCUUUUGCAUCACUGCAGCCAGCAGUGCCCCCAGGAACCUUAGUGCAGGACUUGAAGUGGAGUCCUGCUCUAGCAUCCAUGUUGGCUGCCUGUCUGUCUGAUGGCAGUAUGAUGAUUUUGGAUGUUACUAACAGUGUCAAAAUGCAGUCCUCCCUACCUGCUUCAAGUGGCAUCACAUGCAUUUGCUGGAGUCCAAAAGGAAAACAAGUGGCUGCAGGGAAAUUGAAUGGCACAGUCAGUCAGUAUACACCAACAUUAGAAGAAAAGAAAGUGAUACCAGGUCCACCCUUCUACACCUCUGAUCCUGUCAGAGUUCUGGAUGUGCUGUGGCUGAAAACCUUUGUGUUUGCAGUGGUAUAUGCUGCUGCAGAUGGGUCCCCCGAGACCCCUCCUGAGCUAGUGUUGAUCUCCCUCCCUAAAAAAGAUGAGAAGGUGGACACAAAGUAUCUGAACUUUGGUGACAUAGUGUACGGCUGCUGCAUCGAGCGACAACACCAUUACUUCCUGAGCCACAUAGAGGACUGGGACCUUGUUUUUGCAGCAUCAGCAGCUUCAAUUGAAGUCAGCGUCAUAGCCAGACAAGAUGACAAGAUCUGGGAGCUUUGGAUCCUGGAGGAUGCCGGUAGGGCUGAGCUUCCCGUGUCUGAGACGAGUGAAGACACUCUACCCCUGGGCUUAGCUAUAGACUACACCAGCGAGCAGGAGAUCCACAUCACUGAUGAGAAGACCUUGCCCCCAGUACCCACUAUGCUGAUGCUGUCCACAGAAGGAUUACUUUGCCCAUUUGCUCUGCUUAACCUCAAUCCUGGAGUUAAGCAACUGGUCUCAGCCCCCAACCCUCUCCCCUUGGAGGGGGAGAGACUGUCAAAGCCAGGCUUUUUGGCAACCCAACCACCCAGAACUGCUGCCUCCACCCCAGCUGCCCCAGCAGCAUUCGCAAACCUCGGUCUUGCCCCAGCAGCUGCUUCCACUCCUCCAGCCCCUGCUGCCUCUGCUUCUCCAUUCAGCAUAGCUCCCACAGCACCUGUGUCGUCAUCAUCGUCAAGCUUCACUUUCUCGGUGCCAUCUACCUGUGCCACCUCCGCUCCAUCUGCUCCUUCAGUAUUCUCCCUCGCGGGAACCACACCUUUUGGAUCGGGACCUUCAAGCUUCUCCUUUGCCUCUAAACCUCCCUCUGAUACCCCCUCUGCACCCUCAGCAUUUUCUGUCAGCGCCCCUUCCAUCAAACCAUCAGCAGUGGCAACCCCAACUCCGGCUCCAGCUCCAACUCCAGCUCCGGCUCCAGCUCCAGCUCCAAUACCUCAGAGUUCUGCCACUGCCUCCUCACUUUCAGUGAAAUCAAAUCUAAAUGAGAGAUUCUCAGCAUUGGAGACUCCAGCACCAGCAUCACAGUCUUUCUCCUUUACUUCCCCUUUGAUCAAAAGUGGUUUGACCGCCCCUGCACCCGCAGCCACUAAGUCACCCGCCCUGUUAGUCCCAGUGCGUCCAGUUCAAACCAGCACACCACCCUCAAUCGUCCAGAAACCUGCUCCUGCUGCCCAGGGCCGUGUCCAAACCCAACAGGCAGCUGUUAGCGUGAAGGCCUUGGAGAAGCAGCUACAGCAAAAGAAAGACUCUGAUCCCAUCAUGGCUGGUAUAUUGGAGGAGAUUGCACACUUCCAGGCAGAGCUAGAUGACCUGAAGGCACGGAGCGCACGAGCUGACUUCAAGGUUGGCUCUAAUGAGGAGAUGAAGGAACUGAGGAAAGAGUCAGAGGACCUCCAUAUUUUCACUCUGGAGAUAAAGGAAACUACAGAGUCUCUCCAUGGGGAUAUUGGCACACUAAAGACCACCUUACUGGAGGGUUUUGCUGGUGCAGAAGAAGCCAAAGCUCAGAGUGAGCUCAGCAAAGACAGAAAUUACAGGCAGCUGUUGUACAAAAAACCUCUGGAUCCACGCAGUGAGGAACAGCUCAAGGAGAUUCGCAGGCUGUACCAAUAUGUCACGUUUGCUGUGGAGGAUGUCAAUGAUGUGCUGGAUGUGGAAUGGGAGAAACACCUAGAGAAGAAGAAGAAACAGAGACACAUGGUUGUGCCGGGGCGUGAAGGUCUGUUCACGACACUGGCCAACAACCUGUACAUCAUCAACCAGCAGAAGAACAGGUUGGAUCAGCUGGUGAAGGAACUCACUUCACUGCAUCUCUACAACAAGACUACCACUGUGCAUAGAAACCAAAACACUGCAGCAACAACAACUGCUGGUUUGGAAAGUGAGCUCGAGAUUUUAAGGGACGCAUUCCUGAAGGCCAGACUGGACACGACCCCUCCUAAGACCAAAUCCAAAUCUCCAGCUGUCAAGAUAUCGCCGGUUAAACAGUCCCAGCUGCGUAACUUCCUGUCAAAGAGGCAGAUGCCUCCUGUCCGCUCAACUGCACCAGCUAACCUGUCUCGUUCAGCCUUCCUUUCACCAAAAUAUUAUGAGGAUUUGGACGAUGUGAGCUCCACCUCCUCCCUUUCCCAGUCCCUGGAGCCUCACCUGCCUCACUUGGAGCUGGAGGAGGAGGAACUUCAACAAGAGCCCCUUCCCAUGACUGUCAUACCCCCAGCAUUGUCCACCCCACGCCACCCCACUGUGGUGAGAACUCCCUCUAUCCAACCAGGCUUUGGAGCCAUCCAGUCCACCCCUCUAACCAAAGUCCAUGCAGUACAGGGCAUGCCCUUUGGACUCAGCCCUAUUGCCAGUCCUGUUCCAACCAAUAAGAUCAACCUCAGUGGGGCUGACAGCACUGCUCUUGCCACAAAGACAGUGAAACAUGGAGCUCCACCAACUGAGAGGACCGUACCUGUCACCAUUCCUGCCCAGCAGGCUGCAGCCACUGCUGCUCUCCGAAGACAGAUGGCCAAUCAGAAGACAGCUGUCGUCAGUGCUUCCUUGACAGAGUCCACAUUGAAGACGGUUCCUCAAGUGGUUAAUGUUCAGGAGCUGAAGGAUAGAGGGCCUCCUGUGCCAGUUUCUACUAUUAUAUGCUCAUCAGUACCAGAUCCAGCAGCUCUGGCAGUUCAGCAGGUUUUCGCAACUGUAUCUUCCAACCAGGCCAAACGAAAUUCUAACCAAGGUAUCCCGAAACUGUCCACUGAAAGUACAACCACCCCACAGACAGGCUUCAUGUUUGGUAAUUUACCCAAAACAGACGGUCCUGCUGCUCUUGCUAGCUCAGCAGAACAAAGCGCCAGUAAAGGUUUCUCCUUCUCUUCAUCGUCCGCAGGCUUCAGUUUUUCUUCAGUUACGCCAGCAGGCGGAAUGUCACAAGCGAAGGAUGUGAAUAAAUUCUCAUUUGGUGGAAAUGGCAAGAUGUUUGGUCAGACUGGAGAGGAACCACUCUCCUCCACCUCCCCUGCUCUUGGCGCUGGGUCCCCCACCCUACCUACAAGCACAUCAGUAGAAGCAGCAAAACCUGCCUCCAGCACAGCAGCCCUCAGGAUAGAGCCACAACCCCCUAAGACAAUUGGAGGAGAGACUCUGGGCAGUUUCUCUGGACUGCGUGUGGGUCAAGGAGAAGAAGCUAAAGAUUCCUCCACCAAACCCUCUGCUGCUUCAUUUAGCUUUGGGGACUCUGCACUUGGUGUGGGCAAGGGUCCAGCACAGUUUGGCUUCGGUGGCGAUCUCCUGAAGUCUUCAGAAGAUUCUACGGGAGCAGACUUGUCCAAGGGGGCAGUGUCAGGUAGUUUGUUCAAACCUCCUGACUCAAACGCCAAGCUGGCCUUCUCUUUUCCCCAAUCUAGCUCGACUGUGUCAGCUUCGCGCACGUCUUUCAGUAGUCUCCUUACAGCCCCCCCCGAAGCAUCAGAGGAACCAAAAGCUCCUCCACAACCUUCAGAAUCCACUCCGCCCCCUGAAAAAGAAGCUGCUGCUGAGCCCUUUGUAGAGAGUGUCAGCUCAUCUGUAAUACCUGAGCCAGCAACAGACACAGACACGACAGAAACCUCAACAACAGUUAAAGCACCAACACCUCCUUUAGCCACAACUACCCCUAUCCCAGACCCUCCGCCCUACACCACCGCACAAGCUCAAGCAACUCCUCCAGCACCAGCCAGCUCUGCUCCCACAGUAGAAGCCACCCCAGACUCCACCACCACCACCAUUGAUCCUGUGCCCACUUUAGAGGCUGCCACUCCUGCGGUCGUGCCCGUCUCUCAGGUCACUCCAGCAGCAUUCCAGACAUCCACUUCUGACAAGCCAGGCUCCAUUUUUACUCAGCCGCCUCCUGCAACAACUGACAGCGGUUCCCUUGGAGUGACACCAGUAAUCAAUACAGUUGCCACAGCAGCCGCCACUCCCACCCCUACAGUUGCUAACAGCACAACAACUACUUCUGCUAGCACAGUGUUCGGGCAACCUGCUGCACCUCCAGCCUCCUCAGCCCCCGCAGCACCAGCAUCCACAGGUUUUGGCUCAGCUGGGUUUGGUACAUCAGCUGGAACUGGUUUUGGCAAGUCAGUAUUUGGCCAGGUAAGUGGCUUCGGCCAGCCUGCCAGCAACACCGGAACAGCCAGUGGCUUUUCUUUUGGACAGUCAGCAUUUGGAACGAGUUCCAGCAGUGCCACCACUGGGGGAGGUCUUUUUGGUGCUGCUACUGCGAGCAAUGCGAGUUCAUUCUCCUUUGGUACAAGCAGUGCCAACACAGCCAGCAGCACUGGCACAGGGCUGUUUGGACAAAGCACGACCCCAGCAUUUGGGCAGAGCUCUGGAUUUGGCCAAGGAUCUGUGUUUGGGAGCAACACCACCACAUCCUCGUCUACGGGAUUCAGCUUUGGACAGUCAUCAGGUUUUGGCUGCUCCUCCGCCACCCCUGUGUUUGGCCAACAACCCAGCGGUGGGAGUGUAUUUGGACAGCAGCAGCAGCAGCCGUCAUCAGGUAGUAGUCUGUUUGGUUCAAGUUCAGCCAACACAGCAGCCUCAUCCCCUGCUGGAGGAUUCUUCAGUGGCCUCGGGGGCAAACCGAGCGAAGACGCUGCCAACAAGAACCCAUUUGGCACCUCUGCCUCCCCCGGAGGGUUUGGGCAGCCUGCUCAGACAGGUUCCAGUCUGUUUGGGAACAGUGGUGCCAAGACCUUUGGUUUUGGACAGUCCUCCUUUGGAGAACAGAAACCUGCUGGGACCUUCAGCACUGGUGGAGGGAGUGUCGCUGCACAGGGCUUUGGCUCCUUCUCUACUCCAACCAAAGCAGGUGGUUUUGGGAGUGCACCAGUGUUUGGGAGUCCCCCUGCUUUUGGCGUUUCCCCGUCAUUUGGCGCUACAGCAUCAUUUGGCUCAAGCCCUUCGUUUACCAACAACAUGGGUUCCUCAGCUGGUAAAGUGUUCGGAGAGGGAACGGCAGCAGCUAACAUGGGAGGAUUUGGCUUUGCCUCAGCUCCCAACGCCCCGUCCUUUGGUGCUCUAGCCAAUCAGAGCACUCCGUCAUUUGGAGGCAUGGCCCAGCAGGGCUCUGGUUUUGGAAGUCAGCCCAGCAGUUUCUCAGGCUUUGGACAACAGCCACAGUCUGGAGGAUUCCCUGGAAACACAUUUGGGGCUGCAAACCAGUCAGGCGCUCAAACAUUUGGCAGUUGGAGAAGCUAGUUAUAUUAAACCGUCACAAGCUGGACGCCACUGCUACAGUACUUUCUGUAAUCAAGCUCUUUGUGCCACACAAUGGGACAAGUGUUGAACGGGUGAAUAAAGUGAAGUAGAAGCCAAAUUGCAUUGUCAUUGUUGAGAACCUUUGCAUAUUUAUGAUAGAAAUUGCAAGUUUAAGAAACUUGCAGAUUGCUAUUUAAAGUCUGUGUAUUAAUUGAAGAUUUUAAGUUGCUACAUUCACUGAUCUUAGUAUUAGGGCAGUACUAAGAAGAGUUGAUAUCCAUACAAGACCAGUCAGUGUGAGGAAUCCUUCAAUGCAUGUAAAUAAUAACAUUUUCAGUUUUUGAUCCAAAGAUGGGCUUAUAUGAAUGGG